AAAAUAGAAUAUUUUUUAUAGAUUUUGCAAGUUCAACAUCAAAUGUGUCUGUUAAAUAAUUUAAGUAUAAAAAUAUUUGCAAAACAUAAUGGAAAUGGUUACACAAGAUGUAAAAAGUGAAGCAACCUUCGACAAUGAGAAAGUUUCAAAAAGUGAUGAUGAAAUUGACAACCACGAUGUAAAUAAUGUAAAAGAAGUGCAAUGCAAUAGUGUUAACAAGAAGUUAAUGCGGCUUGCAAUUGAUGCAAGAAACAUCUCAAAACGCCAAAGCUACUUGCAUGAUGAAACUGCAUCUUUAGCAAGCAAUAAGUUUACCUUUUCGGACUCAUUAAAGGAAAAGCCACAAGUAUCUAUAUUGUCUAUUACCCAGAUUCAAAACUCUCGCUUUCCUCGUAUAGAAGAAAUGUCACACUUUCAUUACAGUAAUGUUGAUUUUGGUGGUUCUGUAACAAUCAGUGUAAACAUUGAACAAAGUAUGCAACUGUCAAGUUCAUGGGAAAUGUUUGCUGUUGAAGUAGUAAGUAAAGAAAAAUGGACUUUAAAACGAAGUUAUGAAGAUUUUGUUGGGCUUGAUAGGAUGUUACACAGGUGUCUUUAUGGAAGAGGAUAUAGUAAAUUGCCUGAAUUAAAAGCAUUAGAUGAUGGAGAGUCAGUUUCGUAUGAUAUGGCACAAAUGCUUCAAGCCUAUGUAAAGCAAUUCUCUGAUGUAUCAGGAAACAAUAUAAAUUGUGGACCUGUUUUAAAUUGGCUCGAGUUGGAUAACCAUGGCAACCACCUUUUUGUCAUGGAAGCUGAUGACUCAGCAAUAAAUGUUCCAGCUAUAGCUGCUGGGAGAGUGAUUAAGCGUUACCAAUCUCAAGCCCCUGAUGAAAUGACUUUGGAUGUUGGUGAAUUUAUUUCAAUUAUUGACAUGCCCCAUGUUGAUGAAACAGUAUGGUGGAGAGGAAAAAAGGGUUUUGAAGUUGGAUUCUUUCCAUCUAACUGUAUAGAAGUUCUUGGCGAAAAAGAUGUCAAUGACAAAGCUGUAUCUAAUAUUCAUUUGCGACCGUUAAUUAAGCGACGUGGUAAAUUAGUUAGUUUCCUUCGGUUUUUUUUUAAAUCGCGUCCAAGUAAAGAUGAACUUAUGCAGCAUGGUAUUUUACGGGAGCGUGUGUUUGGAUGUGAUCUUGGAGAGUAUUUGGCUUUAACUGGACAUGAUAUUCCAAUUGUUUUGGAAAUGUGUUCAAAAUUUGUUGAAGAACAUGGUAUUGUUGAUGGAAUUUAUAGAUUAUCAGGCAUAAUGUCGAACCUUCAGCGAUUGAGAGUUGCUUUUGACAGUCAGGAAAAACCUCCCAAUUUGGAAGACCAAAAAUACUUAAAUGAUAUACACUGCAUAUCAUCACUUUUAAAAACAUACUUUAGGGAACUACCAAAUCCACUUUUUACUUAUGAACUUUACACAAAGUUUGUGGCUGCUAUCAAUAAAGAGGGUGAUACUGAAAAAACAGUUGCUUUUCAUCAUGUCAUCCAAAGACUGCCUCCUCCUCAUUACAGAACUAUGCACUAUUUAUUUCUACAUUUGAAUGUGUGUGCUCAACAUUCUAAUAAAACAAAUAUGACAGCCAAAAAUCUGGCUAUUGUAUGGGCUCCAAAUUUACUAAGACCAAAUAUUGAUGACUCUGUUGGUGCAUUGGCUGAAUUUCGCACACAAGCAAUUAUUGUAGAAUAUAUGAUACGUAAUGUUAAGGUGUUCUUUGAUAAAAAUGCUGCAUCUGCAACUAUUGCCUAUUAUCCUGAAAAUCAAGAUGAGAAUCAACUAGAAGAACAGAAGUCCAUUUAUGGUUCAGUGUCUCGCAUUUUUCAACCAACUGUAGUUGCAAAACUGAUAUCGCUUGAUGAAGCGAGAGAGCGAGUUCGAAAUGUGAGCAUUCGUAAAGCAUCUUAUUCACCAUCAACUGAAAGCAAUUUAUCCUCCAAUAGUUAUCCUAAAUUACAUUCAACUGCACAACCUCUUAACAUUGCUGCUUCGCCUAUAUCUCCUCUGCCUAGUUUAUUAUCACUUGAAGAAGCACAAGCACGCAGUAAAGCAGCUUUCUUAUCUAACCAACGGUCUUCAUCCGAUGUAGGGAUGCUUCAAACAACUACAAUGUCACCUAAACGAAGUCGUAAAUGGCUUGGUUUGUUUUCUCGUGCUAAAUCAGCUAGCCCAAGCCAACCAGUCGAAAGAAGUAACAAGCAUCCUUCUGUUUAUAAAUUAAUUAGUUCUCCUCAGCGUUCUAUAAGCGAAAUAAAUAUACAUAAUCUUCGUAAACAACAGAUUGAACACACUGCUCUUCUACAUACAGCAUCAGAGGAUAAUUUGCAGAAAAAAGAUAUUGUACAACACAAAAGAACAUCAGUACAAUCAGCAUCUUUUGAUCACACUGAUGCUGACUAUUUACCUUUUUGCAAUAGGGAAAGUGAUGAUGAUUCUUCUAUCAUGUCUGCUAUUGAGGUUGUUAGUAAGAAAUAUUUAGGAAUUUCAAAAUCUGAUCAAAAUGUUAAACAAACAAUAAAUUUUUCGCCUGAAGAUUCAAAAAUACAAAUCAAAAAUGAUUAUGAAAAGGAAAUGAAAAAUGGCAAUCUUAUUUCUGAUUUUCAACCUCAAAAUAAUCAGGAGGUAGGUCAAACGAAUCAGGUAGGUCAACAUGAUGAGCAAUCUCCUGACCGCAUACAUCUUCCAUUAACAACCAUUGAUAAUGACUUGCCAAUUAAAAAAUCAAGAUCACUUUCACCUGAAAAUUUAUUGUUGCAUAAAAACAAAUCUAUAAGAGCUAAAAGCCUACAGUUUGGUGAUAAGUUCAAUGAUGAAGUGAAGGAUCAUUCUCUGAGUACAAGAUCAUCUUUAGUUUUCCAAAGUGAGUCCAAUGAUUCUUUUACUAAAAAUACUCCUUUAUACACCAUGGGUUCAAACAAUUCUAGAAAAUCAUUUUCUGGAAGUUCUUUCCAACUUGUGGCUACUCCAUGCUCUUUAACUACAGAUUCAUCAUUAACUGAUGAGAAGCGAGAAAAAAAUCUUGUUUUUGCUCAUCCACCCAACACUUCUGUGGUUCAUCCCUUUUUAGCAAAUCGAAAAUCUUGGAUUGAUAAAGCUGGUCCACCACAUUUCUCAAAAACUGCCUUAAUGAACGAGUCAUCAGAAAAAAAAGUCAUAAACAAUGAUUUUAAAAUAUUAGCAGGAAAAAAAUAUGAGUUACAUCGACCAAGUACUAGGAACUCUUUAAAGUUUGACCAGAUGUCACAAAUUUGUAGUUCUUUAGAUCAAAAAGACAAUAAUGGUAUUGUAAGCAACAACAUAAACGACAAUAAUGACAUUGUAAGCAACAAUAUAAACGACAAUAAUGAUAUUGUAAGCAACAAUAUAAAAAGCUUUAAAACAUCAGAUUCUCAAUCACCUUAUACAAAUGAAUUUUCGACAGAAAAUCAAACGUAUGAAGAUAAUGUUCAAACGAAACCUUUACUUAACUCACCAAAAGAACGUUCGUCAAUCUUGCUUGAUUCUUCCAACCAAGAAAUUUCACGAGUCUUACCGGAUCAUUUAAAACAUGAGGAUUUGCAAAAGGUUUUAGUAAGGUCUACAGAAGAAAAUAUGAAACUAAACAAGGUUAUUGACAAGCAAGAUUCAUCAAACAGUAUAAAAUCUUGUGAAAGUCAAUUAUAUAACCAGGACAGUUUAAAGUAUUCCGUCUCUAUACCUAACGAUUCUUCAGUAAAUGUUUCUUUAGGUGCUCCAUGUAUUUAUACCAAUAGACUAGACAAUUCAAAAACAAUUUGUGUCGAAAAGUUUGUAGGUGAUAGUAAUAAGGUACCUACAAGUGACAGUAAUAAACUUCCGACAGCUGAAAGUUGUAACCCAUCAACCAGUGGUGGUAAUAAUGUAACAACAAGAGACAGUAUUAAGGUACGAACAACUUUUGGCACGCAUAAGGAUUAUUUAAAGUCAAAAAGUUUAAGUAGCGUUGAUGUGUCUCAAUAUUCGUAUCCUAUGAAAUUUUAUCAAAAACCUAAAGAAAAGAUCUCUCUUCCCUUGAAAGGUAAUUCCAAAAUUGAAAAAGAAAAAAGGCAUUCCCAGCUGGAUAACAUGGAAUCAGAAAUGAUUUAUCGUUCCUGUUCAUUACAGCAAAGUAAAAAUUACAGAGAAUCAUUGCCUAUUUUUGAUACACAAUUAAAAAACAAUAAAGAAACAAUUUUGUUAACGCUCAACCCUGACUUAAGGUCCACCUCUUGUAGAUCUCAUUCUUCUGAAAAUUGUUCCAGUUUUGUAUCAUGUGGUGCCUAUCCAUUAAAAACAUUUUCCAAAGAAUAUAAUCCUACUACAAAUAUACCCCUUCGGGAUACAAAAACAAGAUCGAGUUCAAAUGUUUUUAACAAAAGACCUUCUUCCGAAUAUAUAAGUUCCAAUAACUCAGCAUAUGUAACAACGCCUACUUCUACUAGUUAUGUUUCUUAUGGUAGCGCCCCUUACUUAUCGACAGGGUUUCACGCCCCACACCUUAUGUCAUUAUCGAAUCGUCAAGUAUUUGAUAGUAGUCCAGGUCAAAAAAGUUUUCAAUUAUCGUUGAAAGAUGGGAAAAGUCAUCGUUCACGCCCAUUAUCUAUGCAUGACACUAUUGACUAUUUGCAACACGAUCGACAACAAGUUAAAUACGAAAUGGUGUAAAUUAUUUUACUAUUUUCCAAAAUGUUUUUUAAUAAUUAAUUAAAGCUUGCAAA
This is a messenger RNA of Hydra vulgaris (swiftwater hydra), 4731 nucleotides long. RefSeq names its product rho GTPase-activating protein 32. Gene Ontology annotation, molecular function: GTPase activator activity; protein binding; phosphatidylinositol binding. NCBI's taxonomy places the organism in Eukaryota, Metazoa, Cnidaria, Hydrozoa, Anthoathecata, Hydridae. The record is from RefSeq and is a predicted model, not a curated record. Gene Ontology annotation, biological process: small GTPase-mediated signal transduction.